AUGGCGAACGCAGGCCGUAUGUCACUGAAGCGAAAGGUGUGUUUUUUAAUUUAUCGCCACGUUGCAUGCCACAUUUUUCGUUAAAUUAAUCGAAAAAAAAUUUUAAGUUUGUUCAAGCUGGUGUGUUCAAAGCGGAAGUGGACGAAUUUCUGAGACGGGAAUUGGCCGAGGACGGUUACAGUGGCGUUCGCGUCCGGUCAAAUGAACGCAGAACCGAGAUUAUCAUCUCGGCCACAAGGGUUCAAAGUGUUCUUGGCGACCAAACUCGCCGUAUCCGCGAGCUGAUCUCUCUAAUAAAGAAAAGGACCCGAUCAAACAAGAACAUUGAGGUUUUCUUGGAAAAGAUGAUGGCUAGGAGUCUCAGUGCCACAACCCAGGCGGAGUCACUCCGAUACAAGCUCACUGGGGGUCUCCCGGUCAGGAAGUAAGUUGUAAAGUUGCCAUCAUAUGUUUCAGAGCCUGCUAUGGUGUCCUGCGUUUCAUAAUGGAGAAUGGUGCUCGGGGUGCCGAAGUUGUCGUCUCAGGAAAGAUCAAGGGCCAGCGGGCGAAGUCAAUGAAAUUCUGCGAUGGGCUUAUGCUUCACUCGGGCGAUCCAAUUAAUUACUACAUUGACAAAGCCGUACGGCAUGUUCGCCUACCCCAGGGUUUGUCCCAUUCGUGAUGUCUUACUCGUUUCAGGAAUUCUUGGCAUUAGAGUGAAGAUAAUGUUGAACUACGAUCCCAGCGGAGCGACUGGCCCUAAGAAGCCACUUCCAGAUAGCGUUACUAUUCAGGAUGUUAAAGAUGAGGUUCUCCCCACCGGUCCCCUCUCAAUCGAGAAGUCUCAGUGA
Molecule: messenger RNA, 830 nt
Organism: Spirometra erinaceieuropaei
Lineage: Eukaryota; Metazoa; Platyhelminthes; Cestoda; Diphyllobothriidea; Diphyllobothriidae
Source: the annotation of a GenBank genome assembly